Molecule: messenger RNA, 3126 nt
Organism: Prunus armeniaca (apricot)
Lineage: Eukaryota; Viridiplantae; Streptophyta; Magnoliopsida; Rosales; Rosaceae
Source: the annotation of a GenBank genome assembly
AUGUGCACAAUCUUCAAAUCUCACAAGCUGUGGGAUAUGGUUGAAAAUGGGUAUGAGCAACUUGUGAAGAAGGAAGAAGGAGAAGCUCUGACUACAGCUCAAAAGCUUGCUUUGGAAGAGAAUGUUGCAAAGGAUCCUAAAGCUUUGGGACUGAUCCAAGGUGCAAUUUCUGAUGACAUUUUUCCCAGAAUUGCAUUGAAAGAGUUAGCCAAGGAAGCAUGGGAAAUCCUGCAACAAGAGUUCAGAGGGGUUCAGGAGGUUAUAGGCUCUCUAAAAUCUCAUGAACAACGACUGCAAAGGCAUAAUGAGAGAGUGACCGAGAAGGCAUUCUCUAGCCUGAAUGUGAGUUCUAAGGACCAAUCAAACACAGGGCAGGCAUGUAGUUCCAAGUCUAAGAAGAAUUGGAAAUCUCAGAAAGGGAAGAAGUGGGACUCAAAGUCUGACAAUAAUUCCAAGAAGGAAAAUCAGACUGAAGGAGCAAAGGUUCCCUUCAAAACCUGUGACAAGUUGCACUAUGGUGUCUGUUGGUUCAAAGUUGUAAAGAAUAAUGGUGUGUGGUAUGUGGACAAUGCAUCUAGCAAUCACAUGACCUCCAAUGCAUCUCUCCUAGUUAAUAUUGAUACUAAGGUCACUACGAAAGUGAAAAUGGGCACAGGAGACUUAGUGCAAGCAACUUGUAAAGGCACUUUGGUGAUUGACACUAAAGCUGGGCCUAGAUAUAUUAAAGAGGUUAUGCUUGUACCAAGAUUGGAUGAAAAUUUACUUAGUGUAGGUCAAAUGGUAGAGUAUGGAUACUGUAUGGUUUUUGGCAAUUCUAUGGUGGAGAUAUUUGAUGACAGCUCCAUGGAAAAUUUGGUGGUAAAAGUCUCCAUGACAGGAAACAGAUGCUUUCCACUCUCACUAAAACAUGCAAACUCUAUGGCUAUGAAAGCAACAGUUGAAGAAUCCACUUGGUGUUGGCAUAGGAGGUUUGGUCAUUUGAAUAUGCAGAGUUUGAAGUUGUUACAACAACAGGAGCUGGUAUAUGGUUGCCUGAAAUUGGCAAUGCAGACAGACUUUGCCAAGACUGUGCAAGUGGAAAAUCACACAGGGAGGCCUUUGGCUAUGGUGGAAGUACAAAGUGGCUACAAAAUCAAGAAACUUAGAAGUGGCAGAGGUGGAGAAUAUACUUCCACUGAAUUUCUGCAGUUUUGUGAAGAAAUUGGCUUGGAACGCCAACUAACUGUGGCCUACUCACCUCAGCAAAACGGAGUUGCUGAGAGAAAGAACAAGACCACUGUAGAGAUGAGCAAGACAAUGAUGAAAGAGAAGAAACUACCAUACAAAUUCUGGGGAGAGAUAGUGAAUAUAGCUGUCUAUAUUCAUAAUAGAUGCCCCACAAAAGCUUUAGACACUAUCACUCAUUUUCAAGCUUUUAGUGGAAGAAAACCUAGAAUUAAGCAUUUCAAAGUGUUUGGCUCUAUCUGUUUCUGCCAUGUGCCUAGUCAAUUAAGAUCUAAACUAGAAGACUCAGCUGUAACAUGCAUUUUUGUUGGCUUUGGCAAAUGUGAAAAAGGGUACAGAGUAUACAAUUUGCAGACCAAAAAGAUCAGUACAUCUAGAGGUGUGACCUUUGAUGAGAAUUCAUUAUGGGAUUGGGACAAGCAAACUGUUGAUUCUAUCUCAGUUCCAAUGAGGUUUGAAGAUACAUCCAGAAGCUCUGAAGAGGAAUAUGAAGAAACAAUGAUUGAUAUCAUCUCUAGUCCAGUUCAGGUGACUACAGAUGCUACUAAUGCUAAUUCACCAGGUAAUUCACCAAGUUCUACACCUGUGAAGCUCAGAGACAUCACUGAGAUCUAUGCUAGAUGCAAUAUGAGCAUCAUUGAGCCAGAGAAUUUUGCAGAAGCUUCAAAGGAUAAGGCUUGGCAAAAGGCAAUGAAGAUAGCAAUGGAGAUAGACAUGGAGAUGAUUGAGAAAAAUGAGACUUGGGAACUAGUUGAUAGACCAAGUGAUAAACCUAUUAUUAGUGUUAAAUGGGUUUAUAAAACCAAAUUGAACCUUGAUGGCUCAAUACAGAAGCAUAAAGCUAGGCUUGUGGUCAAAGGCUAUGCACAAAAGCCUGGAAUUGAUUUCAAUGAGACUUUUGCUCCUGUGCCCAGACUUGACACAAUUAGAACUCUCAUAGCUUUGGCAGCUCAAAAGGGGUGGAAACUAUACCAGUUAGAUGUCAAGUUUGCAUUCAAAAAUGGUGUGCUUAAGGAGGAAGUUUAUGUAGAUCAACCUGAUGGAUUUGUGAUCACACACUACGAAGAUAAGGCUCCAAGAGCCCGGUAUGAGGAAAUAAAUUCCUAUCUCAUUAGCUGUGGUUAUGUCAGAAGCACAAGUAGCAAUGGAGAAUUAAUUGCGGAAUUCAAGAUUGAAAUGAUUAGAAGUACUCCUCUGGUGACAAGUGAGAAACUGUGCAAGGAUGAUGGAAGUGAACCUGUAGAUGAGAAUGAAUACAGACAAAUUGUGGGUAGCUUAUUGUAUCUGACAGCUGCAAGACUUGACAUAAUGUUUGCAGCUAGCUUAUUAGCUAGGUUCAUGCAUUGCCCAACAAAGAAACACUAUGGAACAGCUAAGAGGGUGAUGAGGUAUAUUCAAGGCACCAUUGAUUUUGGUAUUGAAUAUCAGAAGGGAAAAGAGGCCAUCAUAAUUGGAUAUUGUGACAGUGAUUGGAGUGGAAACCAAGAUGACAUGAGAAGCACUUCUAGCUAUGCUUUCUCUUUUGGCAGUAGAGCUAUAUGGCUGAGGUUUGUGCUUGAGGACUUUGGAGAAUUGCAUACUGAUGAAACUCUAUUAAUGGUAGAUAACACAUCUGCCAUUGCAAUGACAAGGAAUCCAGUUUUUCAUCAAAAGACUAAACAUAUUAACCGCAUAUAUCAUUUCAUUCGAGAUGCUUUGCAAGAUGGGGUAGUGGACUUGAGGUACUGCAAGUCUGAAGAACAAGUGGCUGACAUUUUCACUAAAGCUCUGCCCAAAGAUCGGUACAACUAUCUGAGAGGAUUGCUUGGUGUUAAACCAAUCAACAAUUUAGAAGGGAAUGUUGAAGUCCAGAUUCAUGCCAAGUGUACAGCUCACAGGCUGGUACAACUGUGUAUUGGCUGA